AUGUCGUCCAGCAUGGCACAGCGCCUAAAGGGCAAGACAAUCGUCAUCACAGGCGCGAGCUCCGGAAUCGGCAAAUCAACAGCCCUCGAGUUUGCGCAUACACAGCCAGACGACUUGAAGCUCAUCCUGACCGCGCGACGAGAAGACACGCUGAAAGAGAUUGCCAAGGAGAUUGAGGGUUUCGCAAAGGGCGUCAAGGUCCUGCCCGUCAAGCUGGAUGUCAGCAAGCCGGAAGAAGUCAAAUCGUUUGUUGGAAACCUACCAGAUGAGUUCAAGGACAUCAACGUCCUGGUCAACAACGCUGGCCUUGUCAAAGGCGUUGCUCAAGCCCCCGAUAUCAACCCCGCGGAUGUUGAUACCAUGUUCUCCACCAAUGUCACCGGCUUGAUCAACAUGACCCAGGCCGUCCUCGCCGUAUACAAGUCGCGUGACACGCCCUCAGGCGAUAUCAUAAACAUCGGCAGUAUUGCAGGCCGCGACCCCUACGGCGGCGGAUCCAUCUACUGCGCAACCAAAGCCGCCGUGCGCUCCUUCACCGACGCCCUCCGCAAAGAGCUCAUCGCCACACGCAUCCGCGUCAUUGAGAUCGACCCCGGGCAGGUUGAGACAGAGUUCAGCGUCGUACGGUUUGGCGGCGAUGUAGAGAAGGCGAAGAAGGUGUAUGAGGGUGUGGAACCGUUGACACCGGACGAUAUUGCUGAAGUGAUCGUUUUUGCGGCGGGGAGGAGAGAGAAUGUGGUUAUUGCUGAUACGCUGGUUUUCCCAAGUCAUCAGGCUGCGGCGGGCACUAUGCAUAGGAAGCCUGUGGGGCAGUAG
Messenger RNA from Dothidotthia symphoricarpi CBS 119687, 816 nucleotides. Its product is annotated as NADP-dependent l-serine/l-allo-threonine dehydrogenase-like protein ydfg. The transcript has 3 exons. Gene Ontology annotation, cellular component: cytosol. Bases 1 to 816 code for a protein of 271 amino acids. NCBI's taxonomy places the organism in Eukaryota, Fungi, Ascomycota, Dothideomycetes, Pleosporales, Dothidotthiaceae. The record is from RefSeq and is a predicted model, not a curated record. Gene Ontology annotation, molecular function: oxidoreductase activity.